Emiliania huxleyi CCMP1516 is the source of this 1014-nucleotide messenger RNA. RefSeq lists its product as hypothetical. The record is from RefSeq and is a predicted model, not a curated record. The transcript has a single exon. NCBI's taxonomy places the organism in Eukaryota, Haptophyta, Isochrysidales, Noelaerhabdaceae. Gene Ontology annotation, molecular function: hexosyltransferase activity. The coding region runs from base 1 to 1014 and encodes 337 amino acids. Gene Ontology annotation, cellular component: membrane.
AUGGCUGCCCCUGGGGCGGAGGCGCGGCGCGGCGACAUUCGGUCUCUCGUGCUUGCCCCCGCUGGGCCGGCAGGGCGCAUGUCCCAUGUCUUUGUGCUCGGGGAAUCGGGCGGCAACGGGACGAGCGCAGCAGAGGUUGCGCUGGCUCAGGAGGAGCGCCGCCAUGGGGACCUGCUGCUGCUGCGCGUGCGCGAGAACAUGAACGCGGGCAAGACGCUCGAGUACUUUGUCGCGGUGGCGCACUGCUGGCGUGCCGCCGCCGCCCCUUCGUGGGUGGCAAAGGCGGACGACGACUCGUUUGUCAAUCUCCCCGUGCUACUGCGAGCGCUCGAGCCGCUUCGUGGCGUGCGCGACGGGCAGUUUGGCGUGCGGAUCGUCGGGGCCGACCGGGUCGUCCUCGACUGCGCAUACAAUAGCCGGGAGCUCGCGCCGAUGUGCGGUAGCUGCGAGCCAGAGAACGGCGCCUACCGCGUGGACGCGGCCGACCGCCGCUUCUGCAAGUGGGCGGGCCAGCUGUACGGCUUCACGACGGACGUGGUUCGGUGGAUCGCCGCGAGCGCGCCCGCUCUCCGCGCGAGCCGCAUGGGCCUGUACGCCGGCCACGAGGAUGCCGUGGCGGCACGCUGGCUGCGGCUCGGCCACCGCGGCAAGAGGGCGUUUGCCAUCGGCCCGUCGAUCAGCCUGCCGGGUUGGAACCGGCUGUGGGCGAACGGCAGCCGCAGGGCCGGCUUCGAGCCGAGCUGCCAGAACUGGUGGCAGCGCGCCGUGGUGGUCCACCGCCUCAAGCUCGACCGCGACCUGCGGAUGGUGGCCGCCUGCGUGGAGCGGCACGGCAGGGGGCGCCGACCACUGCGCUCCUGCGCCGCGCCCGCGCGGAGCGGCGAGCGGCGAGCGGCGGUGGAGGAGAGGGAGGCGCUACCAAGGCGGGUGCCAGGCGCGCGGUACGUGAGGAGAGUAGGGGACUGGGUGUGGAGAGAGAAGGCACGGGUGGGCAAGUCCUCAUUCGGACAUUGA